AUGGUUUUAUCGAAAACUUCUUUGGCAACUCCUCAAUUUCACGGAUUCACAGAAAACAGAGAUGUCUGUGAAAGAGGGAAUGGUAACUACUUCUGGAGGUGCGCCGUGUGCCGUCCCAGCCGGGCCUGGGUGUGGGUGUGCGGCGGGCUGCGCGGCGCCCCGCGGGCCGGGCCGCGGUGCACGGCGGCGGCGGGACGCGCGGUGGCGCCUGCGGAGCGCUCAGCGCGGGGCACUGCGGCGGGAUCCGCUGCACCGGCAGCGCUGCGGAAACCCGCAACCGGGGGUGGGGGCAGACAAACGAAAAGCAGCCCCGACCGCGGAGCUGUCAAGGCGAAAACAAGGCAUUUUAGGGUCUCUCAUCCGUCGUCUCCCGGAGUUCUGGCACGACGCCCGUUUAUCACCCGGUGGCGAGCUCCCGCCCUGGAGCAUGCCAGGUGCCUCUCGGCACGGUGCCUCCGUCCUCCCGGCGGGGCACACAGUCCGCGCAGGCGGCGGCGCGCUGCCCAUCCCGUGGGGUGCGUGUACGCCUGUAUGAGUAUGUGUGUACAUGUAUAUGUACGUGCGAGGCUGAAAGCUCAAGCUCAUUUUGUGGAGUUUCUGCCCCUCUCUGCGUCAGCCCCACGUCACUUUGCCGGCAGCUCCCCGUCUUGGGCUGGAGCAGGAGCCGGAGCGGCUUUAUUAUCAGCUGGAGGGAGGGAGGAGGAGACGGUGCAUAAAGGGGCGAGCGCGGAGCUCUGAGCCCCGCCGCCGCCGCCGCUCGCUGCGCCUCCCUCGCCGCCCGCUCGCCGUCCCUCCGGCGGGCAGCGGCCGCCCGAGCCCCCGCAGAUAGGAGCGCAGCCUCCGCCACCUGCCCCCGCCGCCCCGCGCGUUUUGCAGCAUCAUCGGCAGCAGCCGCGGGGGCAGGCGGUGCCGCUGUCCGCCCGCGGGGCUAGGGGCAGGUGCCGCGCCGCGCCGGAGGCCCCGCUCGCCCCUGUCGCCGCGG
Messenger RNA from Passer montanus (Eurasian tree sparrow), 982 nucleotides. RefSeq lists its product as uncharacterized. The record is from RefSeq and is a predicted model, not a curated record. NCBI's taxonomy places the organism in Eukaryota, Metazoa, Chordata, Aves, Passeriformes, Passeridae. Bases 1 to 738 code for a protein of 245 amino acids. The transcript is spliced from 3 exons.